This is a messenger RNA of Sipha flava (yellow sugarcane aphid), 1318 nucleotides long. RefSeq names its product ubiquitin recognition factor in ER-associated degradation protein 1 (gene Ufd1-like). Gene Ontology annotation, molecular function: polyubiquitin modification-dependent protein binding. The record is from RefSeq and is a predicted model, not a curated record. Lineage: Eukaryota; Metazoa; Arthropoda; Insecta; Hemiptera; Aphididae. Bases 430 to 1263 code for a protein of 277 amino acids. The transcript has 5 exons. Gene Ontology annotation, cellular component: VCP-NPL4-UFD1 AAA ATPase complex.
CUAUGGCUGCAUCAUAGAGUAACGCUGCCUAUGUUAUUCUAUGUGCUACAUUAAUUUUUCGUAUCACCGAGGCACGAUGUAGAUUAUCACCGUGCACUGAAGAAACCCGUGAUUCGGGUCGUGAACACUAGAGACCUCUCGUAACAUAAUCUCUGUAAUUGUGACUUUGCGUUUUACUGUGGUUGCGCGCUCAACAAAUAACAAUUAGCAAUAGUCAACGAUUGUGUCGAUUGCAGUAUUGUGUUCUAGUUUUUUAUUAAUUUAUAUAUAAAUACGUAUAAGUCAAUACUUAUUAAUCGAAAUUUCCUAAGUUUCUAUAGAAUUUUGAACGUUCUUUCAUUAUCCGAACAACGUAAUAGUUCUCAAUACUCAAUGGUAAGGAUCUUCAGGAACACGUUUGGCUUUUAACUCUAAUGUUGGUCGGUGUCAAUGCUUCCAGGCACUGAACGGGAAGAUGUAGAACGUGGUGGAAAAAUUAUAAUGCCUCCUUCGGCUUUGGAUACGUUAACUCGAUUAAAUAUCAACUAUCCCAUGUUGUUCAAGCUUUCCAACAAAAAAAAAAACAGAAUAACACACUGUGGAGUUUUAGAAUUUAUUGCAGAUGAAGAUAAAGUAUACAUUCCAUAUUGGAUGAUGAAAAAUCUCUUAUUAGAUGAAGGAGAUAUGGUUCAAGUAGAAAGUGUUUCAUUAGCAGUAGCCACAUUUUCAAAGUUCCAACCACAAAAUUCUGAAUUCCUAGACAUUACUAAUCCAAAAGCGGUUUUAGAAAAUUGCUUACGUAAUUUUGCUUGUCUUACUACUGGCGAUGUCAUAGCCAUUAAGUACAAUCAAAAAAUUUAUGAAAUGUGUGUUUUGGAGACUAAACCGGGUAAUGCUGUUAGUAUCAUUGAAUGUGACAUGAAUGUGGAGUUUGCUGCACCAGUUGAUUAUAAAGAGCCUAAACAUCAAAAAAAGGAAACUUCAGAAGAAAUGAUGGUUGAUCCUGCUGAUUUAAUGCCAGAAUCAACUGGCUUCAUAGCUUUCAAAGGUUCAGGAAAUAGACUAGAUGGCAAAAAGAAAAAAGAUAAUGUUGAUGAUCAAUUAAAUCAUGUAAAAGUAGCUUAUCAAAGAGGUAUACCUGACUAUGACUAUACUAUAGGAACAUUACAGUUCAUAAGAAAUAUACGUCCUCUGAUUAAUGAUAAAGAGAAUGAAAAUCAAGAUGGAUUUAAAGCAUUUGCAGGUUCUGGAUCAGUACUAAAGACCAAAACUAAAAAGAAAUAAAAAUAUUUUUAUAUUUCCAAUCAUGUACAUAUAUGUUAAUUAUGAAAACAAUUAC